UUCAAGAUGUGUCUUUUUUUCAUAUGUUUAUUUAUCCAAUUUGUGGCCGUGGGUAUUUCUUUAGGAUACGAUGAUAUAUCGGCAUAUAAACCAACAGGACAAAGGACAUACUUGGGUAAAAAGGGUUCUCCUCAGAAAGCUGUAGAUAGAUCUUUAUCCACAUGUUCCACCAAACAUUUCACUAUACCGGAAUGGUGGUAUGUGGAUCUCGGAAAAGUAAAAAGUAUUUACGACAUACAGAUUUACUUCAGGCUAUAUAGAGCCUUUGCUAUUGACUUGGUAGAGGGACAGCAGCGUGUAUAUGGAUACGAACUCUUCAUUUCUAACAGCACUGAUAUCAGUUUGUUACACGAGGCUUAUCAAUGUUACAACCAAACAAGGCCGGAAGAAAUCGUACCUGAUGUAACUCAUAUAUGUGUUUCGUUUGGUCGAUACGUGAUUUUCUACAACAAAAGACUCCGUGGCGAAAAUUAUCCAUAUUUUCAUUCAGGACCGUACAUACAGCUAUGUGAAGUAAUUGUGCAAGGUUGUGAAGAGGAUGGUGUUUACGGAAAUAACUGCAAUAAAACCUGUCCUACUAAUUGUCAAGAGAGAAGAUGUUACAUAACUAAUGGAACUUGUGAUGGAUGUAAAGACGGUUGGACUGGGGAAAAGUGUCUUUUUGCCUGUCCAGCUGGAAAAUAUGGAGCCGAAUGCAAGAAUUCAUGUACAGACCAUUGUGGAAAUAAUACUUCUUGUAAUCACGUGACUGGUCAGUGUGAGGGCUGUUUAUCUGGAUGGAUGGGAUAUGAUUGCAAUGAAAGGGACCCCCCUUGCACGUAUUUAGCAGACCACGAGAAAUUAUGUAGUGUAAACUGCAUUAACAAUGACACCUGCUACAAUGUCGAUGGUUAUUGUCCUCGGAGUUGCCGUAAUGGAUUUCGAGGAAACCGCUGCGAUGAACAAGGCAUUGAUGAUUUUAAGGGCUCCUGUCAAGACCAAAGAAACAACGUUGCCGGAUUAGUAGCGAUUUUGGUUAUUUCUCUCUUGAUCGAUGUUGGACUUUUCUUUAUAGUGCUUUACUUCAUCAGGAAGAAAGACAACAAGAAAGAAAAUGAUCAGCCUUCUUACAAGGUCAGCGACAGAGGGCGUUCUCAACAAAGAUCAACAUCUGGCGGCCAUCUUGAAAAUCAUAAAUCAUAGGAUCUGAAUGCCGUACGAACCACAGUUAUUUAUGUUUU
Molecule: messenger RNA, 1220 nt
Organism: Saccostrea cuccullata (small rock oyster)
Lineage: Eukaryota; Metazoa; Mollusca; Bivalvia; Ostreida; Ostreidae
Product: cell death abnormality protein 1-like
Exons: 8
Coding region: 7-1182 (391 amino acids)
Molecular function (GO): scavenger receptor activity
Source: RefSeq, a predicted model, not a curated record